AUGGACGACAGAACGCUUCAGUGCACGUUGGAGGUACACAGCGGGGACGGUGAAUGCACGCGGCGGACGUUUACCGUAAAGCAUUUGCCGCGUACGCUCCGGGAAGUGGUGGAGCUGUUGAAGGCACAGGACCUGCGGCUGCAACGUGGUGAUUUUGAAUUUAGUGUCAUUUGCGGUGAGUCGAGCAGUCCACAGCAGUUACUUGCAGACGGAGAUGUAAAUAAUUUAUUUUCUUCAUUUGCUUCAGAGCGACUGCUUUUCAAAGUGACGCUGCAAGAGCGGGUGGGCGGUCUGGUCAGCUCCAUGCUCGCUGACGAUAGCCUUGUGCACCUGCGCAUCUACCACCGGGGCAACGAUUUGGUGACGGAGAAGCGAUUCAUUCCGCCUCGGCGUGGUGUGCGUGAGGCACUGGUAAUAGCUGUGCGUGAUGCCAUCCAACAGCCUCCCCCGGCGUCGGUGGGUAUGCAACUUUACGCAAUUGUGGGCGACAUGUGUGAUCAGACUGUACUAAAGGACGAGGACGCCAUCAACACCUUCCUGCGAUCUUGCAUGGCAACACGCUCGGUGUGUCGUCUGACAUACCAGUUUGAUAAUGAAGGUGUGAUCAAUGAAGCUGACGCAUCUAUUCAAACAAAAAACCUUGAUGUCAACAAUGCACAGAUGCCUCCAUCGGAUCCCAUCCAGGCCAACAGUGCUACACCCCAGAUGCCAAAGCGCAACGAUGGCGAUGGCGCUCUCUGCGAAACACCGAGCCGUGCGGAGGAUGAGUCCAAUGCGCUCUGCGAAACACCGAGCCGUGCGGGGAAUGAAUCCAAUGCGCUCUGCGAAACACCGAGCCGUGCGGAGGAUGAGUCUAAUGCGCUCUGCGAAACACCGAGCCGUGCGGGGAAUGAAUCCAAUGCGCUCUGCGAAACACCGAGCCGUGCGGGGAAUGAAUCCAAUGCGCUCUGCGAAACACCGAGCCGUGCGGAGGAUGAGUCUAAUGCGCUCUGCGAAACACCGAGCCGUGCGGGGAAUGAAUCCAAUGCGCUCUGCGAAACACCGAGCCGUGCGGAGGAUGAGUCCAAUGCUCAAGCGAGCUCGGUAGUCCCGGUCAAUGAUGUCAAUUCUGCGUUGGUUUCUAAGAGCAGUUCGCAUAAUGGUUCUGCUGCGUCAGAGCCGUUGACUCAAAUGGAUGCCGUUAGUGUUCCGCCGGAGACCGCUGUCAGUGCUGCCCGGAAUGCGUCUCCUUUGCGUGAAUUGGCAAAGAAUGGACGCCAGCUUUUGGACGGUGCAGGUCACUUGAAACAGAACGACGGGGAUCCCCCGGCAGUCACUUUAACUGCAAAAUAUGAGGAAGCACCGCGACCAAUUAUGCUUGUUGCGGAAGAGAAGGUGCCGGCCGUGGCGGCUUCUGGGCGUUGCCAUGCUGUGGAUGCAAAAAUUAAAAAGGAAAAGCUUCGGAUUGAAAUUGAGUGCGCAUUCGGUGAUUCAACUGUUGUUUUUCCCUUUUCCUGGCGACGGGAUUCAGCAAGUGUUUUGCAAUCGCUUCGUGAGGCCUGCUUGAUUGCUUUGGAAGUACCUCGGGGCGAAAAUUUGAAUUUGUAUGAUCGGAAGGGCGCUGUUUUGCACACCGAGGAGGAUACAUGUAAACGGCUAGAAUCCAUCCUUCUGUCUGGCUGCACCCGAAUUGGUCUCGUGCUGUGGUCGGGCCACCCAUGCACGUCGGGCCUCCCGCUGCAGUGCUGCGUCUCGUGGGGUACACAACAAAUAGUUAUGGUAUGCACCGUGGAGCCGGAGAUGGCGCUGAUGGAUCUGCGGCGUGCGAUCCUGGACGAGUAUGGUAUGGACUACAGGACCAUCGAUGGUUUGCAUCUUUUCCUGGGUAAUGGAGAAAUGGAAGCCGAGUCAGAGUUGACAAGUAGCCGGGCUUACGAGCAGCUUAAGGCCGCUUCACUUCAUGAAGAGCUGGUGAAUAUUAGGGUGUCAAUUCGUGAUGGACCUUCACUGUGCUUGUCCAUGGAGGGAAAUUUGCCCCUUAAAACCGCGGCGUUUGUAGAGGAGGCCUUGCUUGUGCUCGGAGAUCGACCCCAUUCAAACGACGUGUCAAAAUUUUUUGAAGAAUGUUCUGGGAAGACAGGGGCGCUUGGAAAGGAUGCCAAAGAUUUCAUUGCGCUUGUUAUUGUAAUGCUCUCAGAGCCCCGCAUCUUGACACGUGAGAGGUUGACAUCGUUCCUCCUCAAGACGGCAGCGCCUUGCAGUGAGGAGGGGGUUCUUGAGGUAUUGAACCGCUGCGUUGCGCUUGCGCAGUUGCGUGCGGUGCGUCGCCCCUUUGACGUACUAAAACGUUUUUUCAGGCGACUGUACAGGGUUAUCCAGAUCCCAGAGGGGGCUAAAGGCAUCCCACUCACGAUGGUUACGCAUCAGUUGGCGCAAGCCGGGCUCUCGGAUGCGAAGGGGUUGCUGCGGCGCGAUCGCACAAUCUUGGCAGAGUUGCAGGAGAAUGAUUACACGGAGCUUUUUUUGCGGCUUUAUUUCACGGAUGCCAAGAUGAUUACUCGUGCGGUUGUGGCGGCACGUCUGUCAGGGAUAGGCAAAAUAAGAAGCCGGCGUGUUAUGACAAGGAGGGGACAAGAGAUGCUGCGGGAGGACUUUAUGCACGAAAUCCGACACGCCUUUGACGGAAUACGUUCCACGGAUGUUUUGAAGUUUUUGAGGAGCCAAGAGCCGCACCCUGAGCCGAAGUUUCGCUGUUUGCUGAGUGUUAUGGGGUCGCUUUUAGCCACUCAUCCCGUGCAGCAUCCCGAUCAUUGGUUUGUGGAGCGAUUUCGAGGAAAGGUGGCGGACGCUCUGGACGUCAAACUACGCACAUUUGAGGACUCCGUAGUUUCGACACCGCAGUUGUACCGGCUCUGCUGGGACGUGCUGAAACCGGACAUGCACCAUCUUUUGCUUCUUCCUGAGUCUCCCGUGGCAAGUGCCCUUGCGUGCUGGGCCUUCUUUGCAGUACAAUUAAUAUGCGUCAACCGCCAUUUGGAAUUUCCACCUGUGCCGUUGGUGGAUUUGCAAGAGUUCUCCCUAGUGGGAUUACCGAUUUCACCAGUAGAGAUUGCAAGGGAUGACGCCUUAAACGUUGUUUCUCCCGCUGCAGCCGCCAGUGGCGGUAAUGGUGGCGGUGCGGCUGCUGCAUUGCCGUUCCGCACGAAUAAGCCAAGGAUAAAAUACAAGUACAGCUAUCUCUGCCAUGAUCUUUGCCGGGAUGUUCGUGUGGAGCGUCCCUUGAAGUAG
Trypanosoma cruzi is the source of this 3267-nucleotide messenger RNA. RefSeq lists its product as uncharacterized. Lineage: Eukaryota; Euglenozoa; Kinetoplastea; Trypanosomatida; Trypanosomatidae. The coding region runs from base 1 to 3267 and encodes 1088 amino acids. The record is from RefSeq and is a predicted model, not a curated record. The transcript has a single exon.